AUGGCAACUUUCGAACAACAAUUUACGGCAUUUGCGAAAUUCGGAGACACCGCAUCGGACGGUAAGGUACUGAAUCUUUCGAAAAGCGACAAAUGGAUGAAGCAAGCCAAAGUUUUCGACAAAAAUCUCACCACUACCGACUCGGCGAUAACGUUCAACAAAUUCAAAAAGAAGACACUGACGCUGGCGGAAUACAAACAAUACGUCGAGGCUUUGGCCAAGGCUAAGAACGUCGAUCCAAAAGUCCUUUUCGAUAAAAUGACAUCGUGUGGAGCACCGGGCUUAUCCGGAGUCACGGAAACUACGACGGACGAUAUAACUGCGAGGAUGACCGACACGAGUAAAUUCACCGGGUCUCACAAGGAACGUUUCGACAAAGAUGGCAAGGGCAAGGGCAAAGAUGGACGAGAGUAAAUCUCAACAAAUUAACACUAAACCAGGGCAUGACCUUGAGUGAACAUAACCAAAUCGGCAAAAUAAUGUACAAACUCUUUGAUCGGUAUAAAAUUUAAAAUCAUAUAAAAAUUAUAUUGGUUCGUUCAUCGACGCAACGUUUUUUCGGAUUCCCUGAGAUAAUAAUAUGAUUAUAUUCAAACAGAAAUAAUAAAAAAAAAGGAAAAAAAUACGAGCAAUUUCGAACGUUAUUUUUGUAUGAACUCGGAACUGUUUUUCUCGUUCCCCUCUUAAACUUUCUUACUAUGUACUAUGUACGAACGGGAAAGAACAUCAUAACACUUCACCUUCUCCUUUC
Venturia canescens is the source of this 751-nucleotide messenger RNA. RefSeq names its product tubulin polymerization-promoting protein homolog. The coding region runs from base 1 to 414 and encodes 137 amino acids. The transcript has 3 exons. Gene Ontology annotation, biological process: microtubule bundle formation; microtubule polymerization; positive regulation of protein polymerization. Gene Ontology annotation, molecular function: tubulin binding. Lineage: Eukaryota; Metazoa; Arthropoda; Insecta; Hymenoptera; Ichneumonidae. Gene Ontology annotation, cellular component: microtubule. The record is from RefSeq and is a predicted model, not a curated record.